AUGUCUCCUACUGCUCACUCUACCAGCGACAAGAAGACCUCGGCAGCAGCCAGAGUUCUCGGCUCUGCAGCUGCAGGUAUCGCCGAAAUUGGAGUCUUUCACCCCGUCGACACCAUCUCCAAGAGAUUGAUGUCGAACCACACCAAGGUCACCACCUUGCACGAGUUGAACCAGGUCAUCUUUAGACAAGCAGCCGCAGAACCGUUUGUCAAGAGAUGCUUCACGUUGUUCCCCGGCUUGGGAUAUGCUGCAUGCUACAAAAUUCUACAAAGAAUUUACAAGUACGGUGGCCAGCCAUUUGCCAAUGAGUUCUUGACCAAGAACUUUAAAGAUGACUUUGAUGGCUGGUUUGGCCCCAAGAACGGCAAGGCUUUGAUGAGCGCCACUGCCGGGUCCCUCAUUGGGAUUGGUGAGGUUGUCUUGUUGCCCUUGGACGUGUUGAAGAUCAAACGUCAAACAAACCCCGAGUCGUUUAGAGGCAGAGGGUUCUUGAAGGUGCUUGCUGAUGAAGGGUUUGGGUUAUAUAGAGGCUGGGGAUGGACAAUGGCUAGAAACGCGCCGGGUUCCUUUGCGUUGUUUGGGGGAAACUCGUUUGCCAAGGAGUACAUUUUCGGAUUGAAGGAUUAUAACCAGGCUACCUGGACGCAAAAUUUCGUUACCUCGAUAUUUGGUGCCAGUGCUUCCUUGAUUGUUAGUGCGCCAUUAGACGUGAUCAAGACCAGAAUUCAAAAUCGAAACUUUGACAACCCCGAAGGAGGUUUCACCAUUUUGAAAAACAUGUUUAAAAACGAAGGCAUCACGGCUUUUUUCAAAGGAUUGACUCCAAAAUUGUUGACCACUGGUCCUAAAUUGGUGUUUUCAUUUGCCAUGGCUCAAUCUUUGAUUCCUGCAUUUGACAAAUUGUUGCGUAAGUAG
Lodderomyces beijingensis is the source of this 915-nucleotide messenger RNA. NCBI's taxonomy places the organism in Eukaryota, Fungi, Ascomycota, Pichiomycetes, Serinales, Debaryomycetaceae. The record is from the annotation of a GenBank genome assembly.